Puccinia triticina is the source of this 3678-nucleotide messenger RNA. RefSeq lists its product as uncharacterized. The record is from RefSeq and is a predicted model, not a curated record. Lineage: Eukaryota; Fungi; Basidiomycota; Pucciniomycetes; Pucciniales; Pucciniaceae. The coding region runs from base 1 to 3678 and encodes 1225 amino acids. The transcript has 10 exons.
AUGGUCGAGCCGAGGAGGCGCCUACCGCCUGACGAUUCGGCAUUGCUAGAAUUCCAACCGUAUAACAAAAUAAACAAGAGACCUGAUCUGAUUAGAUUCAUUCGCACCUUGGACCCUCAUGUCAAGCUUGCCUCCAAGCUCAAGGUUGACGAGCUCCGCGACAUUGCCCAAGAGUUCCUAUCCGAUCUUAAUGCUCGUCAAGCGCAAUCGAAUUCCCCUGGCUUAUCCUCCUCGUCUCUCUCCGACGUUCCCGACCAACCUUCCGAAUCCGCAAGAGUGAUCAAGUCCCACACAAUCCCUGAUACGCCUUCUCCACCACCCGCCCAAGCUGCUCGAUCUCCGGCCAGAAACACUCAAUCACCAGCCAGAUCCCCGGCCAGAAGGACUGCUCGAUCGCCGUCGAGAUAUGCUGCUCCAAAAACACCCACAAGAAGUUCCAAGCGCGCCGCCCGCCGGGACCUGUCUCAAUCACCGGCGAGAUCUCCAUCCCCGGCCAGAAGGACUGCUCGAUCACCAGCAAAAGAUAAAGUCAAGACGUACCAAGGAGCCAGUAGUCGCAUACUCCAAAACCUCAACUCGUGCUCGAUCCCCGGCAAGAAAUUCCAAGGUAUUGGCAUCCUCCAAAACCUCAACUCGUGCUCGAUCCCCGGCAAGAAGUUCCAAGCGCACAGUGUCGAGGCCUUCCAUCUCGCCGUCUCCAAGAGCUCCUCCGCGUGGAAGAUCUCCAGCCAGAUCAUCGAAGCGCAGAUCAUCCACCCCGUCUAUAUCCCCAUCCCCAAGAGUCCGAUCCAGAAAAGCGGACACCCCCUCUCGAAAGCGAUCAAAAAGAUCACCAGUUCGAUCGCCGAUCAGCCCCCGGCAAUCAGUGAAGAUAGUGGAGAAGAAACUUUGUCCGAAGAUCUCUCUGAAAAGAACUCGACAGACUCUGCCUCUUCCAUCAGCGACCGCGAAUCUGAGUCGGAUGAUGCAGCCCCCGCGAGAGGUGCCAAAGGCAAAAUGAAGGCCCCAACCACACCUAGGAAAAAAAAGAACGUUCGUAACCGGCCCAGGCACAGAUCAGCACGGCCGUUAAAGUCUGCCCUUGCCGUGAAAAAAGGCAAGAAGAAGAUGUCCAAGAAGGAACGCGCUCUUGAGAUUAUAUCUAAGGUCAAAGAGUGCUACAGCGAUGGACAUCGUUAUCACACCCGCUCGGGACGAGUACCGCCAUCAGCCUCGUUCGAUUACUCCCCUCCAAAUCAUCAUCGUCAACCCCCGGAUCAGAUCUAUUAUGCUGAAGAAGGACGCUAUGCUGAAGAGGGAGGCGAGGCGCUCUAUGCUGAAGAGGGACAUGUCCCACCGACGCGAGCUUACAACCAAUCCAAUCCAUGCCCUAAACGGAGGCGAUAUGUUCAACUUCAAAUGGGAAGGGAAACUUUUGCCGCCCCGCAGCCUGAUCAGCAUCGGCACAAUGCAAAUUCUUCUGAAUGGCGUUUCACUCCGGCCCCGGUUCCCUUCUGUUCAAAUCCUACAGAAACCCAGUCGUAUUCUUCUCACUCAGCGCCGACCUACAACCAUCAACCUUGCCAGCCUGGUCCAGCUCAUGUAGCCCCGUCUUACGGAUAUGAGCCGCCGCCUUUUGCGAGUACCUCCCAGUCCAAAUUUCCACAUCAGUCAUCGUCCACACACUUUGAUUAUUCGCCGCAGGCAUUUAACCAUGCGCCACAGGCUACAAGCAAUCCCAAGACGCGGGCCCCAAGUGGCCCAAAGCCGUUUGAUUAUUCACAGUACUGGAAUCCUAGUGCCCAAUCUUACCAGUUCCCGUCACAAGGUAAAACAAACGCUCAGCUAAACACCCAGUCGACCCAGUCAUUCCACUUCUCCUGCCCCUCCAGCACGCAGGGAAAAUCCCAGCCCCCCACCCAGUCAGCGCAACCUCCGACCAGUCAAUUCGGCCAAGGCCCUCCGCCUUCAACGUCAGCGCAACCUCCGACCAGUCAAUUCGGCCAAGGCCCUCCGCCUGCAACUAAUUCACAUAGUCUUUUUCACCAGCCGGCGCCGCCUCCUACAACUGGUCAAUUCGGCCAAGGGCCUCUGUCGACUAAUAGUUUAUUUGGCCAGUCAGCGCGGCCGCCGCCGCCCAGCCAGUUCAGCCAAUCAGCGCUGCCACCUUCAACAUCAGCGCUGCCACUGCCGACUAGCCAGUUCAGCCAAUCCGCACCGCCGCCUCCGCCGCCAGCUAGAUGUGGAGCCCAGGCAGCACCGCCUUCCAACCAAUCCGCUCCGCCGCCUCCGCCGCCUAGUCGCUUUGGAGGCCAGGCAGCACCGCCUCCCAAGCAACAUUCUGCUAGUCUGUUUAGCCAGCCAUCAUCGACUAGUCUGUUUGGUCAGCAAUCUUUGACUCUGUUUGGCCAGACAUCUUCGACUGGCAUGCUUGGCCAGUUGGCCCCACCAUUUGGCCAGACAUCUUCGACUAGCAUGUUUGGCCAGUUGGCCCCACCACAGUCAAAUGGUCUGUUUGGCUCGUCGGCCCCACCACCGCCCCCACCCAGCCGAUUCGGCCACUCAGCCACAACGAUAGGCCAGUCCAACGCUGAACCUACGACGAACAACCCGUUCAUGCCAUCGAAUAAUCACAUUUUAAAGUCAGCCCUCAAAUCAAAUCCGCCUCAACACACUGAUAUACGAUCGCAAAGUAAGUUUGCUCAACGAGCGCAACUGAAAGCUUAUCAUUUCAAUGUUCCUUCUCCCCCUACUUCACCUACGUUGGUUGCUCCACAAGAUCCCAAAGUCAAUGAACUAUGCAGCGGUAUUUCCCGGCUUGACAUCUGGCGUCCAGUUGUUCCCAUUCCUCGAAAACGUGUCCACUUCACUGACGCCGAAUCUUGCUUGAAUGCCGCGCCUCAAAUAUUGGCUGAUUUCCUAGGCAAUCAUAAUCGUGUUGACCAAAGCUUCCAGCCAUCGCCCGCUGAGACAAGGACAAUAGUUACAUCUGCUCCACACCCUGCCAUCGGGCUCCCACCCCUGCGAUCGAGUCCUCCAACCACACACAGCCUUGCCGCCACAAACGACUUUCUGCCGGCACAGACAGCCAUCGAGCCCCCGCCCCUGCAAUCUUCUACCCUGCCUGCCACAUCGAAGCCACUGGCAUCUCGCAUAGAUCCCGCCCCUCUCACACACACCCGUCAAAACUUUCCGCCUGCACAAAACCCUCCACCUGCACACCAUUUCUUCAAGUCCACCCAUACUAGCGCUCCAAAGCUUUUAGGAACACUACAAUGGAUAAGGAUAGGAUACUCAAAAAAUCGGAUGCUCCCUCUCCCGGACAGGCCCGACCGCGGCCGCCAUCAUCUUUCCUUAGGCGAUGCCAUGCCGCUCGCAUCGCCGACAGACUGCGACGAGCAGCAGAAAGGAGAUCCAGGCACAAAAAGCUCCCUUAUGUUGACUGGGAAGCAAAGAUUUCAACUCUCAACGAAUUGUGCGCUGAAGGAUCGCAAUCUGCUCGUCCCGGAGGACCCCGCCACCCAAGGGGGACGUUCACCCGCAGGUCUCCACCGAUGUUCAUCAUCCUACGUCGACCACCACGCCGCCCAAUCGCCCCAGUCCGGCAAGAGGGGAGACGCGAUCGUCGCAGUGGCCCCUACGCUGCGAGCAGGCGCAACCGACCCAGCAGACUAUCGACAGGUGGAAACUGAAUCAUAG